AAAAUAUACACAGAUGAGGCUUAAUUUUACAGCCUGUUCGUUUCUUGUAUUUAUAACAGCCAUCAAUCAUGCAUCAUCGCAAGCUGUUGUCCCUCGAUUCUCCGCAUCAUGCGGAUAUUUAGCCAAGAAAAUAUAUUGUUUUGGAGGAUCGACUGAGGACGAUGUCCUUACCACUGAAGUUAGAAUAGACGUACUUGAUAUUUUAAAAUAUAAAGGGAGCACUUCUAAGGACUUAUCCACACAAUGGGAGAGCAUCAGCACUGAUACAGGAGGAUUAAAUUUAGAAUCCCGACGGUUUGCUCAAACCUUACAGCUUCCUGAUGGAAACUCCAUGUUAAUAAGUGGGGGUUCUGGUCCGGGAGAUAUUAUGUUGAAAGAUCAAACACUGAUAUUUAACGGUGAGACUAGAACGUGGAACCGUUCUAUAAACUACGCGGAGUAUCCAUAUGGCAACAGACAAAUAUAUAACGCUGCUUCUGUAUACGUACCUGGGUUUGGGGUUGGUUUUUUCGGUGGUGAGGAAUCGACGGUAUAUAACAAUCACUCGGUACCUUACGUAUACAAAGGUGUCGACAUUACUAUAGGACAUGAUGAAUAUCCAGGCAACAUGUUCAAGUAUAUCGGUUAUACUAACCUUACCUUUUUUAAUAUCAACCAUCCUGAACAGCCAUGGUCAUAUUUUCCCAACCAAAGAAAUUUGCCAAACGCUUUCACGAGCUUUCAAGAAUCCAUUUUUGAUUACAAAACAAGCCGUAUUCUAUAUUUCGGAGGCAAUUAUUGGGACACAAUAAACCUUCGUGAUAUUAGCUACGACUUUAAAAACAUCACUACGUUUGAUAUAAAAAAUAGUCAGUGGGGUCAGCAGAUCUUACAAGGAAAUGCUCCAAGUGUAAGACAAGGCCAUUCUGUGACACUACUUGAUCCAGAUCAAAGGCAUGUUCUCUUGUAUGGAGGUCAGACUGGUAGUUAUAGUCCAGUUGUUGCGGAUUAUUGCUUUACGUUGGAUCUGGAUACAUAUCAAUGGAAACAACAUUAUUUAUCAGUUACGGAUACAAUUCCGCUGUUGAGAGCACAGCACUCUGCGCUCAAUAUAGACAAUGAUACUGUUUUUAUUGUUUUUGGAAGAGAUAGUCUUAAGACUGCAACACUGGAACCAAUUAUGCUUAACGUGACUGAUCCUUCACGCAUUACUUUACUGGAUAGAUUUAAUGUAAUAGCAGGAUCUACCAGUAACUCAACAUAUGCAAAUUCGGAUGAAUCCUCUGAAACGGGAAAUUCAAAAUUGAGCUCCGGAGCCACCAUUGGCAUUUCUGUAGGGUGCGCAUUCAUAGGGUUAAUUGCUAUUGCGGCUCUCGUAUUCUGGUUACGUAAAAGGAACAAGACCAAAACGCAAAUGGACUCGACGGAAGUCCAUUUGGGUUUCUAUAGUCGUUAUACGAUUAAUAGACCUAUCAAACCUGACAGCGAGUCUACUGUCUUAUAUCAAAAGCCAGACACUGUUAGAAAUCCAAAAGCAAAAACCUGGGUUUCUGGUUUUCCCGAUUAUGAUAGAUCCGCCUUAAAGGACGAACAAUCAAUAUUACAGAAGCCAGAGGGAGCCUAAAUUCUUAUGUCCCUUCAACUAUAUUAUAACCUAAACAUUCCGUUUUCAGCAGUCUAAUUUAUGAGAAAUAAUAAAUCUACUAUUGUAAAAUUGAUUUGAAUGCAAGCUCAUCCAAAGCAAAUAGAACUUGGUUUAAUUCGAAAAA
Mucor mucedo is the source of this 1748-nucleotide messenger RNA. RefSeq lists its product as uncharacterized. Lineage: Eukaryota; Fungi; Mucoromycota; Mucoromycetes; Mucorales; Mucoraceae. The record is from RefSeq and is a predicted model, not a curated record. The transcript is spliced from 9 exons. Gene Ontology annotation, molecular function: protein binding. Bases 14 to 1603 code for a protein of 529 amino acids.